This is a messenger RNA of Abrus precatorius (Indian licorice), 1225 nucleotides long. RefSeq names its product zinc finger CCCH domain-containing protein 39. Lineage: Eukaryota; Viridiplantae; Streptophyta; Magnoliopsida; Fabales; Fabaceae. Gene Ontology annotation, molecular function: mRNA binding; metal ion binding. The coding region runs from base 136 to 1185 and encodes 349 amino acids. The record is from RefSeq and is a predicted model, not a curated record. The transcript is spliced from 2 exons.
UCAUUCUGCGCGGAACACACAAUUGGUUCUAAAAUGUCCACUGAAUGUUGAUCUGAUUGAUCACCAAGAAUCAAAUCAAAAAAGAAUCUAAAUUUGAUAGAAUUGGAUCAAAAUCUGCGAUUUGACAAAUUCGCCAUGAGUUUCUCUGACCACAUUCCAUCCUUUAUGAUGUCACCACCGUCAUUUGCCACAAACACAGACGCCAUUGAAGUGAGGCUUCAAUUCCCAAUGAACAAUGAAACAUUGGAGCCACAUUCACCACAUGAUCAACCCCCUUCUUUCAAGAGGGCAAGGACUUGUGAUAUCAACCACUCCAAUGGCAUGGCAUGUCCUCCAAGGAUCAAUCAGCAUCCACAGAACAACACAGCCAACAAAGGAACAAGCCACAUUUUCUUCAAGACUCGCAUUUGUGCAAAGUUCAGACUUGGUGCUUGUAGGAACGGUGAGAAUUGCAACUUCGCACAUGGGGUUGAAGACAUGAGGCAGCCACCACCAAAUUGGCAAGAACUCGUUGGAUUGCGCAAUGAAGAAAGGCCGUCGUCUGGGAAUUGGGAUGAUGACCAGAAAAUCAUACACAGGAUGAAGCUAUGCAAGAAGUUUUACAAUGGGGAGGAUUGCCCCUAUGGUGAUAACUGUAGUUUUCUUCAUGAAGACCCUGCCAAGUUCAGGGAUGAUUCAGGGAGGUUCAGGGAGAGCACAGCUAUAAGCAUAGGAACUAAUGGAUCCCCAAAGUCCUAUGGUGAUGGCUGUGACAAUUUAGAUAGUAAUAGGGCUGUCAACACAGGCUUAAAUGUGUCUAGGGGGAAUGUAAAGUCUACUUAUUGGAAGACUAAACUGUGUAUUAAGUGGGAGACAACAGGAAACUGCCCCUUUGGAGAUGACUGUCACUUUGCUCAUGGACAAGCAGAGUUACAAGUUCCUGCUGGACGCAUUGAAGCAGAAACUGCAGGUGGGGCUGCAAGUUCAGUUAAAGCUACCGUUCCUUCGGUACCAAGAGCUACAUCAGUUUCUGCUAAUGAUGCCCCUCCUAGCUACAGAGCAAGUGUGCCUCCAGCAAAUGAAGAGGAGCAGGGUAAGAAGCAUUUACUGAAGUGGAAAGGACCCAAGAAAAUCAAUCGAAUUUAUGGUGAUUGGCUUGACGAUUUACCUCUUGCUCACAACUUGCCAAGUAGAGUGGAGAUCUGAGUUGAAAUUUGUGCUCUUGAAGACACUCAAAAAUUCGAUU